Messenger RNA from Micromonas pusilla CCMP1545, 1473 nucleotides. RefSeq lists its product as uncharacterized. The record is from RefSeq and is a predicted model, not a curated record. Bases 1 to 1473 code for a protein of 490 amino acids. Lineage: Eukaryota; Viridiplantae; Chlorophyta; Mamiellophyceae; Mamiellales; Mamiellaceae. The transcript has a single exon.
AUGAAGACCCCGGAUUCGAAGCCCGCGAAGCGCCGCCACGCCGCCGCCACGCCGCCAACGACGAGACCGACGCCGCCGCCGCCGCGGCCGCCGACGUUCGGCGAAGUCCUCCCGCUCGCGGUGUCGAUGACCAAGGCGCUGCGCGUCGCCGCGAGGCGCGACGCCGAGCGACGAAAGCGCGAGCUCCGCGCGCUCGGCGAGCUGCGACGACGGCUCGACGCCGCGUGCGUCGCCGCGGAGGACGCCGCCGCGGAGGGCGACGUCGUCGGGAGGCGCGGCGGAAGCGCGAGAUCCGCGCUGUUGCUGCGCGCGGCGUGGGUUACCGGCGACGACGGCGACGGCGACGACGACGGCGGCGGGAGCGACGACUUCCGCUUCCUGCGCCGCGCGAGGGCGUAUCGCCUCGCGAAGCUGACGACGACGACGACGACGACGACGAAGCCGUCUGCCCCCCCCGCGCGCGGAGGCGCGAUGAAGCCGCCGGCGUCGGAGCCGUCGAGGUCCGCGACGCGAGCGAAGGACGUCGCGCGCGCGGUCGACGACGCCCCGGACGCGUUCGUCGCCGCGGAGCUCCUCCUCGAGGUUGUCGGCGUCGGCGACGGCGACGAAGGCGAAGGCGGCGGCGGCGACCCGCGCGUCGUCCCGCUUCCCGAGGAGACCCUGCGCGAGUACGUCGCCGGCGCCGUGCGCGUCAUCGCGGCCGCGGCGUCGAGAGAUCGCGACGACCGAGAGCGCGCCGCGCGGGCGACCGGCGGACGACGCGCGGCCGGCGCCGCGAACGCGGCGGGCGGCGCGGCUUCCGCGACGGCGCUCGCGCGCGACGUCGCCGGCGCGCUCCUCGACGCGUCGCUCGCGCUGCGCGAGCGGCGCGACGACGGCGGCGGCGACGCCACGUUCAUCGCCGCCGCGGCGGCGCCCAUCGCGAUCGCGAUCGACGCGAUCGUUCGAGACGCGCGCGCGUCGUUCGCGGCGGAGCUGUUGACCGCGGCAGCUUCGACGAUUGAAGCGCGGUUCAAAGACGCGUUCGAACCGGUUCCUAUUCGCGCCGGCGUCGCCGUCGUCGCGCCCGCGACGCCGCGGCUGUCGCGCGCGAUCGAGAGCCCGAUCGAAGAAGCGCUCGUCGCGUGCGAUCGGCUCGAGUCCUCGGGCGUCGCGUUCGCCGUCGCCGAGCGCGUCGUCGCGCGGUUCGGGCGCGUUCUUCUCACACUGGUUCCCGUACGACCGCGUCGGCGUGGUGAACGCCGUUCCUUAAGGACUUUCUCUCCCGGCGGCGCAUCUCUCCGCCCAUCCCUCGAGUUCAAUCCCGACACACCUCGAUGCCUUUCAUUUCCGCUUCUGACGCCUUUGAACUCCACCCCGACGUUCGCUCGUAUGGACCCUCGACCCUCAUCAGCCGCGUCGGACGCGCCGCCGCCGCACGCGAGGAGGCCGACCCCGCGGCCGGCGACUUCGCGGCCGCGACGGAGGCGCUGA